AUGUCGUCGUCGGGCAUUCCGACCACGCCCAACAGCUCGCACCUGCGAUCCGGUCUGCCGACACCCACAGGCGCAUCCCGACGAAUCUCGCCCGCGGCUGCUUCGAGCAUCAGCCCAGCGGCGGACAGUCCCGACACUCGAUUCAAGAAGCAGACGUUGGCCGAAGCUAUCUCGAAAAACGAUCCGGCAAAGUACCGCCUCUCUCACGUUUCACCUUCUUCUGCCUCCUCUCCUGUAGCGAAAGAGAGCAGCGACGCAGACGACCACUCGCCUCUGCUGACUGCGGGUCGUCUGCCUCGCGCUUCGCUGCUAUCACGUAAAUCGCACUCUUCGCUUCGAUCCGAUACCCCACCGACUAGAGCCAUACCUCUGCCGCACGCUUCGCCCUCUGCCUCCGAUACUUCUCCAGGCUCCACCAGCUCAUCGGCACUGGCGCGUAGCAGAAGUCCCUUGCUAGCCUCGUCGAUCGCAGGCACAUCUCGAACAGUAGCCACGCCAAAACGAUACUCGGACAUCCACGCACGAAGCAGCUUCACUCCAUCUGCCAUCAACAGGACGCCCUCUCACACCUCGUCCACCGCCGCCUCUCGUGCACGGGAACAACACGUACAGCAGCAGCAUGUUCGACGCGGGCGAGACCUCGAAAUCGGUGACCUCGUUCGCAUGGAAGGAUCAGAGCUCGUAGGUGUUCUUCGUCACCUCGGUCCUGUCCAAUUCAAGCCCGGCUUCUACGCUGGUCUUGAGCUUACCGGUGAUAGCAUCGGCAAAGGCAAGAACGACGGCAGCGUACAAGGUACACAGUACUUUGCAUGUGCUCCCGGUAGCGGAAUCUUUUGUCCGGCUUCUAAGGUGGUCGCCAUCAACGAUGCUCCUCCAACCGAUGCCGUGGCCCGUCCGGCUUCGUCCUUGUCCAACAGACCCUCGUCCCGCGCCUCGGACGUCCCUGACCGCGCAGGCGCCAUCACCCCUUCGCGCAGACGAGCAAGUACCAUCUCACGCCCGCCUUCCACCACCCCCUCACGCACCUCGUCCCGCCUCGGUAUACGCCCUCCCUCCGUCGCAUUAGCAAGCAGACCAACAUCGGCCCUUGCCACCUCUCGUCCGGCCAGUCGUCUCACCGCACGCAAGAGUCUCGCCACAGCUACGCCUUCUUCCACGCGCGACGAUCACGACGAACCUCUUCGCCACCAGAGCAUGGCAAAGCAGACACAGUUGAGCCCCAUCCGCAGUGCGGCACCCACCUCGGCUUCCGUAGCGGCCAGAACACCAAGGUCAUCGCUUGCCGGCAUGCGCGCUGUAUCUAGUGUCGUACAGAGCACACCGGGUCUCGCAAAGAAGCGUCAGAGUUUAGGCGGUAUCCCUACUCCUCGAGCCACAAAGGGGCGCGCUUCGAUGUUUGCCCGCCCGGGCGCACUUCCCACCACCUCUGACGCAAGCAUGCCGCCCCCUCCUAGUCCUACCAAGGAAGCGCGCACCGAGCGUCCUUCCAGCGUGCUCUCCUUGCGCUCCAACAGCCGACUUGGCCGCGACCCUUCCGAUAUCGAAAGCUCACCUAUCAACAAGCAGGAGCCUACCUCGACCACCGAAUCAAACCUCGAAAAGAAUCGCAUGCUGCUCGACCUCAUGGAUCUCACUCCGCGCAAAUCCGCUCAACUCGCUUCUCGCUCGCAGUCUCGGGCAGAGAGCCGUGCAGGCCUUGAUGCUGCAGACCUGACGCACGGCUCUGUAGCAGAAGCCGUUGUUCCGCUCUCGCUGUACGAAGAGCAGGUGGCCGAGUUUGAGCAGCUUCGUGCACAGCUGGCGGAGCUCGAGAAGCAGAACGCCGAGCUCCGCCGUGCCCAAGAAGCGAGGAAAGCACGCAUGUCCGAGGCGCGCUCCAACGAGGCCAUCCUCGACGCCGAACGCGCCAAGAUGCGAGCGGAAGCACGCGACAGACAGGCUGAGAUGGAAGAGGAGCGGCGUAUCGAGCGUAAUGACGAGAUCCGCCGACGCACAGAGAUCGAAGACCGCGAAAAGGAGCUCAAGGAUCGACUCGCUGAAGCGCAGCAACAGCUCAGCAAAAGUGCCGACGACCACGAUCGAAUCCGGAAAGAAGCCGAGACCCGUCAGAACAGCUUGCAGCUCAAGCUGGAAGCAAGCGAGCACCUCGUCACCGAGAUGAAGAAUCGUAUCGAACACCAAUCAGCACUCGAGCAGCGUGGCGAGACCAAAGAGGCGCUCGAGACGCAGCUUAAGCUCAAAGACGCCGAGAUCGACAGCCUCAAAGCGUCACUCAAGCGCAUCGAAGACCAGACACAGACCGCUCGAGACGACUUGGUGCGCCAAAUCGACGAGCUCAAGGACGCUGGUCGCGAGACCAUCAGCUUGUACGAGCAGAGGAUCGAAGAAAUCGAAGCCGAACGCGCCGAAGUGCUCGACAACAUGCAGCUGCUCCAAGACAAGGCGCAAGAGGCCAUUCGAGCUGCAGAAGCUCGUGUUGAAGAGCUGCAGGCCGCCCAAGCGUCGUCCUCCCACAGUCGCAACGGCCUCGAGGCGGGGUCUGCUGCUGCUAUCGACAACGAAGCGUUGCGAGAGCAGGUGGCUCACCUCCAGGACAAGCUCGGCAAGUACGAGGACCAGAUCUCCGAAGGCGUGUUGGCGCUCGAAAAGGAGAAGCAGUAUGCUCAGAAGCGUCGCGACAAGUCGCACGAGGUCGAGACCAGCUUGAAGAACGAGCUCAAACGUAUCAAGACGGAGCUCGAGCGUACCCAGAGAGCUGGCAAAGAGCAGCUUGUGCUCCUCGAAGAGACGCGACACGCUUUGCAGGAAAGCCAGCAAGCGCUCGAACGCGAACGAGCUGAGCUCGAGGUCCUGCGUGCGGACGCGGAAAACUAUAAUGCGCUCAAGACGGGCCAUGAGGGCAGCUUUGCGUCUGCGAGUCAAACGCAGUGGCGAAGCGAGAGACAAGACCUUGAAGACAAACUUCAACGACAAAAGCAACAGGCGGAUGUGGAGCUGGAAGUAAAGGAGUCGGAGAUCCGUCAAUUGCGACUGCGCUUGGAGAACGAGAAGGAGAAUUCUGCUUCAAGAGCGCCGCUUGGUUCGCCAGGAGUGCAAAGGGAUGCGCACCGCCUCUCAGCUGCCUCGAACAGCAGUGUCAGUAGCAACCUCAAGUCCUCGCACCGCAUCUCGUCUAACGGCACGUAUGCGGCCAGUGACGUCUCGACCGCAUCGUCGUCGGCCAACCAGAUGUCGGGUCUCAGCUAUUUGGUGCGUCAGCUAGGCGAUGAAAACAACGAGAUCAAGGCCAAGCACAAGCUGCUCGAAUCGGAACUGAAGGCUCGUGCCCAAGAGGCCGAGACCAAGUCGCGUGCGCUCGAACUCACAGUCGAGACGCUAAGGAAGCAACUCGAGGCUCACGGUGGUGCUGCAGGAGCUACGUCUACUUCGGACUUGGCUCAAAAGCUGGCCGACAGCGAAGCACGUCUGCACAGCAGCGAGAGCACGUUGUCCGACCUGCGUUCGACGCUCGAGGCGACAAAGAUGGAGAGACGCGAUACGGCCAACUCGUUGCAGAAGGAGGUUUCGCAGCUGGAAGCGCUCGUGGAAGCACGCAUCUUCCGAGAGGAAGAGUUGUUGGCCGAAGUGGAGCGGCUCUCGCGAAGGCUGGACGAGCGCAGUCCCAUUCGCACUCUGAACCUGACCCAACCCAAAGUAUCUCUGAGUCUGGGCAGCCAAGAGCCGUUGCUGGAGAGGAAUGGAUCCAAUGUGCAGCAGCCAGGAAUCACGGGAGCGGCAGAGGAGGAAGAGGAGCUCAAUUUCUGUGGACUGUGCUCGCAGGGCGGGCAUUCGCUCGACAAAUGCGACAAGCUGAUGGAGCGGACCAGCUCGGUGGCGCACAAGGCGAGCAACGGCAGCAGUGCAUCGGGCCUAGAGGGCGAGCAAGAACCGUGCGACGACUGCGGCGAGGUGGGACACCGCUUCGAAGAUUGCCCGUAUGCAGCCGAGAUCUUCUGA
Messenger RNA from Sporisorium graminicola, 3996 nucleotides. RefSeq lists its product as uncharacterized. Gene Ontology annotation, biological process: establishment of mitotic spindle orientation; nuclear migration involved in conjugation with cellular fusion. The coding region runs from base 1 to 3996 and encodes 1331 amino acids. Lineage: Eukaryota; Fungi; Basidiomycota; Ustilaginomycetes; Ustilaginales; Ustilaginaceae. The transcript has a single exon. The record is from RefSeq and is a predicted model, not a curated record. Gene Ontology annotation, molecular function: nucleic acid binding; zinc ion binding. Gene Ontology annotation, cellular component: cell tip; spindle pole body; microtubule associated complex.